AAUGUUGUAUUAAGUAUUAAAGUGCUAUAAAUAGAAAGAGAGAAUACGUUACUAUUUCCAUCUAUGAACUGAAAUUUAAAAUGUUUUAAAUUACUUAACAUCAUAAAAAUUGAUGUAAACCGGACGAUAUAGUUGAUAACCUUUUAGUAACUAAUUAGAUACUGAGUAUCUCCUUUGAUGUGACUGUUUUUUAUAAUUACAUUCAAUACAGUAUGAUAAAUCUUAUUGGGGUCAUAUUUUUAAUUAUAAGCGAUGCAGAAUGUGAAAGUUCUAUGAAAUCUCUACACAUCCUAUUUAGACAUGGAGAAAGAAGUCCUUCAAAAAGUUAUCCACUUGAUCCACAUAAAGAUUAUUCAUGGCCAGGUGGUUGGAAUCAGUUAACUAAUAGAGGAAAAUUAGAAAUGUACGAUUGUGGCGUUAACAUUCGUAAAAACUAUUCAUUAUUUCUACCAAAAUAUUAUUAUCCAGAUGAUGUUUCCAUAUUAAGUAGUUAUGCAGAUCGUUGUCAGAUGAGUGCACAACUAUUUCUAGCAGGAUUGUAUCCUCCAAUGGACGAUCAAAUUUGGAAUUCAGAUCUUCUAUGGCAACCAAUACCACUUCGUAGUUUACCAAGAUCUGAAGAUAAUAAAUUAGCGCUAAAAAAAGAGUGCCCAAAAUAUCAGCAAGCAUUAAAACAAGCUUAUGUAUCACCUGAAAUUAAAAAUUUAAACAAAAAGAACAAAGAUCUUUAUAAAUAUUUAUCAGAAAACUCAGGUAGUGAAAUAGAGAACAUUUUGAAAGUAGAAACUUUGUAUAAUAUCCUGCAAAUUGAACAACUUAAUAAUUUAGAAUUACCUCAAUGGACAAAAACAGUUUUUCCUGGUAAAAUGAAAGACUUGGCAGCUAUGUCUUUAGCAAUUUUCACACAAACAGAUUUUAUGAAAAAAAUGCAUGGCGGGGAAUUGGUUAAAGAGAUCUUAUUAAACAUUGGGAAUAAAAUUAAUGGAACUUUAUCGCCAAAUCGAAAAUUAUUUCUUUACUCCGGUCAUGAUUUAACUGUUGUAAGUCUAAUGAGAAUCCUGGGCUUUAAUGAAUUAAUUAAACCAGAAUUUGGUGCUUCCGUUAUUAUUGAACAUCAUUCAAUUAAUGAUAAAGAUAUCAUUAAAAUUUUCUAUAAGAGCAACCCUUAUGCUGAUUUAGAAGAAAAAAAUCCUAAUUAUUGCAAUCAAGUUUGUUCUUUCAAAGAGUUUGUAAAUGGAAUGAAAGAAUAUAUUUCUGAGAAUUGGGAUGAAGACUGUAAACUUGCAUAAUUUCGAAUAAUAAAACUAUAAAAAUUAAAAACUUA
Molecule: messenger RNA, 1324 nt
Organism: Onthophagus taurus
Lineage: Eukaryota; Metazoa; Arthropoda; Insecta; Coleoptera; Scarabaeidae
Product: venom acid phosphatase Acph-1
Biological process (GO): dephosphorylation
Molecular function (GO): phosphatase activity
Source: RefSeq, a predicted model, not a curated record